AUGCCGCCUCCGUCUGGCUUCACGGAAAUCCAGAGGCCUUCACACCUUUCCGGGCGGGAUUCCCUCGAAUUGGCGUCGCUCGCUGACUCCGAGCCCGAUGAACUCCCUGAUUCCGAGGUGUCUUCCCGCUCCGGGAUCUCGUCGUCUCGCCGCAUCUCCUUUGAGAACGAGGACCCCCUAGACGCCGCCAACCCAGCAUCCCGCGACCGUCUCCAUGGCAGGUCCUACUCAGUGUCGUCCGCCUUUGAUUUCACGCCAACCCUCUUCCCCCUCUCCUCGACCGGCGGGGGAUACACUGCGCUUGGAAACCCGUCCACUGUCUCCCUGGAUAGACGUGCGGCGCUGCAGAGUCUGGAGAAGAACAAGACAUUGACAUACAUGAACGGCCUGUCGUUGGUGGUGGGACUGAUUAUCGGAUCGGGGAUCUUCUCAUCUCCAGCACAAGUAAACUCCCAGGUCGGAUCCCCUGGAGCGUCAUUGAUCGUAUGGACAAUAUCAGGAGUACUGGCAUGGACUGGUGCGGCAUCGUACGCCGAGUUGGGCGGUGCAAUCCCCCUGAACGGGGGUGCUCAGGUGUACUUGGCCAAAAUCUUCGGCGAAAUGGCCGGCUUCCUCUUCACCUGGUGCGCCAUUCUUGUCAUGAAACCCGGGUCCGCAGCCAUCAUUGCCAUCAUCUUUGGAGAAUAUGUCGUGCGGGCGGCGAUUGGCGCCGAGGUCGAGGAUGUCAAUCCGUGGAUCAACAAGGUCCCGGCGCUCCUCGCGCUGAUGCUCGUCACGCUGUUCAAUUGCGUGUCGACGCGUUUCGCAGCCCGACUGGGCGAUCUGUUCAUGUUCUUCAAAUUCAUCGCGCUGAUUGCCGUCACCGUCAUCGGCGUCAUCGUCGCGGCCACGGGUCUCUCGUACAACAGCCCGGCCAACCGAGACUGGCGAGAUCACCAUUGGUUCGAAGGCACGUCGACCGACAUCUCCAGCUGGGCUGUCGCGUUGUAUGCCGGGCUCUGGGCUUACGACGGCUGGGACAACACGAACUACGUGACAGGCGAGUUCAAGAACCCGAGCCGUGAUCUCCCCCGCGUCAUCCACACCGGCAUGCCCGCAGUGAUCGUGUGCUACCUGCUGGCCAACGUGUCGUACAUUUUCGUCCUGCCGCAGGAGACGAUCGACAAGUCUAACACCGUGGCCGUGCAGUUCGGCAGCAAAGUAUUCGGCCCCAUCGGCGGGCUGGUGCUGGCGCUGAUCGUGUCGGCGUCAUGCUUUGGCGCCUUGAACGCCACGACUUUCACGUCCGGCCGCCUCGUCUACGUUGCCGGCCGCGAGGGCUAUAUCCCCGAAGUCUUCGGCAAGAUCGGGUUCGGAUACUCGUCGGGUCCACAGGAGACGUCUCUGAGCAGCAUGCCGCUGAACAAGCUGCGCCGUCGGUCCUGGCUGUCCAAGAUGCUGGGCCGCAUAUUCGGCGACGAGUCCAUCGGCUUCGGCUGCACGCCGGUCAACGCCAUGUUGCUGAACAUGGUCAUGUGCAUGAUCUACAUCUGCCUGGGCGAGUUCAAGACCUUGAUCACCUUCUACGGCGUCGCAGGCUACUCGUUCUACUUCCUCACCGUCUUGGGCCUGAUUGUCCUGCGCAUCCGCGAGCCCCAUCUCGAGCGCCCUUACCGCACCUGGAUCACCACCCCCAUCAUCUUCUGCUGCGUCAGCCUGUUUCUCGUCAGUCGCGCCGUCGUCGCCCAGCCCUUGCAGACUGUCAUCGUCAUCGCCUUUGCCGUGAGCGGAAUCCCCGUCUAUUUCUGGCGCGUGGCCGGCCGGGAUCAGUCGACCGGCUCGGGCAGGAGGGAAAGAAAGUUCUGGAGACGCUGGGGGCGGACUUGA
Molecule: messenger RNA, 1866 nt
Organism: Capronia coronata CBS 617.96
Lineage: Eukaryota; Fungi; Ascomycota; Eurotiomycetes; Chaetothyriales; Herpotrichiellaceae
Exons: 1
Coding region: 1-1866 (621 amino acids)
Biological process (GO): amino acid transmembrane transport
Cellular component (GO): membrane
Molecular function (GO): L-amino acid transmembrane transporter activity
Source: RefSeq, a predicted model, not a curated record